Molecule: messenger RNA, 3924 nt
Organism: Phragmites australis (common reed)
Lineage: Eukaryota; Viridiplantae; Streptophyta; Magnoliopsida; Poales; Poaceae
Exons: 8
Coding region: 184-3621 (1145 amino acids)
Biological process (GO): signal transduction
Source: RefSeq, a predicted model, not a curated record
GUCGAGCGUUCGAGCGGCGAGUCUCGUCACGGAACAAACCAACUCGCGAGGGAAGCAACGGGAAGAAGGGAGAAAAGUAGCGUAGCGCACAGCGGAGGAAGCCGAGGCGCGGUUGCUUCCGGAAUCCGCUGGGGUUCUCGUUUGCGGGGGGAAGAUUCUUGGCUUUGAUCAGGGAGGGGAUCGAUGGUGGGGGCGCGGGAGCCGGUGGCGAUGGAGAUACCGGCGGAGGAGGGGUCGGCGGCGAGGACGCCGCCGCGGAGGAUCAGGAGGAGGCUGCUCGAGGGGGGCCGCGGAUGCGGGGCGCCGGCGAGCGUGGAGGAGAUCGAGGCCAGGCUCAGGGAGGCCGAGCUCCGGAGGCAGCAAUUCCAUGAAUGGUUGGUCUGCAAAGCAAGGAAGAAGCCAAGGAGCCCGUCGUGGUCCUCUCAAGAGGAAGAUCAUGGGCAGCGCCUUGAAGCGAAGCUUCUGGCAGCUGAGCAGAAAAGGUUAAGCCUCUUGGCAAAGGCACAGAAUCGGUUGGCCAAGUUGGAUGAACUCCGACAAGCUGCUAAGAAUGAUGUGGAAACGCGGUUUGAGAAGGAAAGGGAAGAACUUGAGACCAGGGUUGAGUCUCGUGUCCGGCAGGCAGAGGAGAACCGCAUGCACCUUCUGCAUACCCAUAUGCAGAAAAGGGCUGCACUGAAGGAGAGAAUAGCGAGGUCCCUGGUGCGGAAGGCAACUUUAGAGAGCAAUUACAUGGAGCAGGUGCGGUGUGCAAUUCUGCAAAAGCGUGCUGCUGCUGAGAAGAAACGGCUGAGGUUGUUGGAAGCUGAAAAGACGAAGGCUCAAGCUAGGCUUUUGCAUAUCCAAAAAGCUGCCAUGACUGUAUGCAGCCAGAGAGAAACAGAGAGGAGAAAACUGAAAGAACAGCUGGAAACCAAACUUCAGAGGGCAAAAAGGCAGAGAGCUGAGUAUUUGAAGCAGCGAGGAAGUCCUCGCAAUUCUGCCCAUGCUGAUUACAUCAAGCACACAGAUUUUCUUUCAAGAAAGCUGGCAAGAUGCUGGAGAAGAUUUGUCAAGUCUAAGAAGACAACGCUUACAUUGGUUCAAGCUUAUGAUGCCUUGGGAAUAAAUGAGAAGUCUGUCAAGUCUAUGCCAUUUGAAAAAUUAGCUAUGUCAAUGGAAUCGCCUGCAGUUCUUCAGGCUACAAAGGCAUUGCUUGACCGGUUGGAGAGGCGUUUUGUGCUUUCCCAGUCAGCAGGUUUGUCAUCAGUGGAAAAUGUUGACCACCUACUGAAACGCCUUGGAUCUCCCCCAAAGAGGAAGGUACCUCCGAGCAGAGAGGGAAGAAGGGUAUCGGCAAAAAGAUCGGCAAGAAGUUCUGACACAAGCAAAUUGUCUAGAUACUCACUGAGGGUGGUCCUCUGUGCUUACAUGAUACUGGCUCAUCCAAGUGCUGUUUUAAGUGGGCAAGGUGAGCGGGAAAAGCAACUUAUGGAGUCAGCAGCAAAUUUUGUCAAGGAGUUCGAGCUGUUGAUUAAGAUAAUACUUGAUGGACCAGGGCGGUCAUCCCUAGGUACUGCUGCUGCUGAAUCAUCUAAAUGCCAGACGUCUUCUGAUGUUACUGAUCAGAGGAAAUUCAGAACUCAGUUGGCUAAUUUCGACAAGGCUUGGUGCACUUAUCUUUACCACUUUGUGGUGUGGAAAGUAAAAGAUGCAAGAUUAUUGGAGGAAGAUCUUGUCAGGGCUGCAUGCAAGCUUGAGCUGUCAAUGAUGCAAACAUGCAAGCUUACCGCGGAGGGGCAGUCGUCAAAUAAUCUUUCUCAUGAUAUGAAGGCAAUUCAGAAGCAAGUUAUUGAUGACCAAAAGCUCCUGCGAGAGAAGGUUCAGCACUUGAGUGGCGAUGCUGGCAUUGAGCGGAUGAACUCUGCUCUUUCAGAUACAAGGUCAAAGUUCUUUGAAGCACAGGAGAAUGGAAGUCCAUUAGCAACACCUGUUGCAAACGUGUCUACCCCUUUGAGCAUCAAUUCAUCUCGCCAGGUCCCACUUUCUGAGGUUAAUGAGAAUCCCAGUACCAAUGCUGUAGGAUCAAGUUCUGUUGUCCGUUCUUUGUUUGGUGCUUCUUCGUCGUCAGACAGUACAUCGCUGGUGAAGCUGCUGACAGAGAAUGAGCAAAUGGUCAAUGAGAUGCUUCAUGAGGAUGACAAUACUUUUGCCAGAAGGUCUGACAGUGCUGGUACUGCUGAGAAGGAUUUCCAGGCAAAAGUGAGAGAAACCAUGGAGAAAGCUUUCUGGGAUGUGGUUACCGACUCCAUGAGAGGAGACAAGCCUGACUACAGUCAAUUGAUCAACCUAGUGAAGGAAGUGAGGGAUUCGUUACAUGAGUUGGCUCCCAAGGGGUGGAAGGAGGAAAUUCUUGAGAAUAUUGACCUCGAAAUUCUGUCUCAGGUUCUUGAAUCAGGCUCCCAGGACGCACAAUAUUUGGGGCUAAUUUUGCAGUACUCCCUGGAUAUGGUACGCAAACUAUCUGCUCCUGCAAAGGAGGAUGAAAUGAAGAAAAGCCAUGACAAAUUAUUGAGUGAGUUGGCUGCAAGUUCUGAAGUUAAUGACAAUGGCAUCAACUCAUUUGUCAUUGCUGUCAUCAAGGGCCUGCGUUUCAUUCUGGAAGAAAUAAGGGAGCUGCAAGUAGAAGUGAGUAAGGCGCACAUUCAAUUGAUGCAACCAAUCAUAGAAGGCUCUGCUGGAGUGGAGUACCUGCAGAAGGCUUUCGCUGAUCACUAUGGGCCUCCUACCAGUGCAUCAGCUUCUCUCCCUGUAACUCUGCAAUGGAUUUCAACAUUGAAGAACAUUGUGGAGCAAGAAUGGAGUGAACAUUUGGAGUCUCUUUCAAUUUUGCCACCAGCAGAGCAUGCUCCGCCCCUUGUUACAGUACUCCGAGCUGGUCACGGAGCUCCAGUGGGGCAACCAUCUUCUUCAUCUGCAGCAGGAAGUUCUUGGCAACCAGAGUGCAACGGUGAGAAGCUUGACAAGCUGAUAAGGAUUGGCCUGUUGCAUCUUAUCAGUAGCAUGGAGGGCUUGCAAAUGCAGUCUACUCCUGAGAGCUUCCAGGUUAAUUUACUGAGAUUGAGGGCCGUGCAAGGACAAUUUCAACAAGUGAUUGUGAUAGCCACAAGCAUGCUCGUUAUGCGUCAAGUUCUGAUGAGCGAGAACUCGAAGGCCACUCCUUUAGAACUGGAAAAUGCCGUCUCAGAACUAUUCAAGGCUCUUGUGAAGGUACUGGACAACUCCCCUGAUGCUGGCACUGAAGAGAUCGUGGAGGCGAUGAUGAGCUCAUCAGCCUCAGUUGGCUCACCGUCAGAUGAGAAGAUUCAGACCAGGAGGCAGAUAAUAACCCGGGUGUUCCUCAAGAGCCUCCAGCCCAGCGACGUGGUCUUCAAGAAGGUUUCACGGUCCGUCUACUGUGCCUUCCGCGGUGUCGUCCUAGGUGGCAGCGGCCCCAAGGGCCAGAAGCUGGCCGAUGCAGCAUUGCGCCGCAUCUGUGCGGCGAAGCUCGUUGACAAGGUGGUGAAAGCCUCUGAGGUGCUGAUCAAGGUGGUAACAGUAUCAGAGAAGGUCCAUGCCCCAUGGUACAAAGCUCUUAUGUGAUGCAUGUGCAUAGUUUGGUUCUUUUGUGAAUAUGUACAAAGCUCUUAUGUGAAUUCCUGUCCCACUGGGUGAGGUGGGAAAAGAUGGCGUUGUACAGCAAUUUAUAGGUGUUGGUCAGUAGGCAGGCAGUUCAGGAUGUGUAAGAAUUCUUGGUGUAGGGCGAACAUGGAUGUCCCUGCACCAGAAUUUAGUCAGGGUUUGUUCGGAGAUGCUAAAAAUUGCAUCUGGGGAUGUGUAUUGUGACGCAGUCGUCGUUUUUAGUACUGAAUAAUGUAAAUAACUAAGGGUUAUUUAUGCUGUGUA